Messenger RNA from Procambarus clarkii (red swamp crayfish), 1785 nucleotides. RefSeq lists its product as uncharacterized. Lineage: Eukaryota; Metazoa; Arthropoda; Malacostraca; Decapoda; Cambaridae. The record is from RefSeq and is a predicted model, not a curated record. Gene Ontology annotation, biological process: neurogenesis. Gene Ontology annotation, molecular function: protein binding. Gene Ontology annotation, cellular component: cytosol.
CUUAUUGAAGGUGGCGGACCGUUCGUGUGUCGAGAUUCCGCGUCCUAUGUAUACGGAACUUAGUAUUGUGAACAUUUACGUGCGGGAAACAAGUGCAAGAUUUAUUUGGUUAUAGACACGCAUAACCAAGAGAAUCGAUCGGUCUAAUAUUGGAUUACUACUUUGCUGCUCCGAGGUCUGCCUGUGGAGACAUCACACAUACCAUGGAGACCACACUGAAGACGUCGCCAUAUUCCUUAUGCAAAGUAAAGAGGGGGAGGCAGCCACAAACAGAACAAGGUAUAGAUGGCGAGUGCAGAGGAUGCUGCAGGACACUCUCGGAACGUCUCUUCGCGUCUGGAGUAACUAACUGUUUAACUGACCUAACAGUCACAUUUGCUAAAGGCCAAAGUAUUCGUAAGGUCCAUCGACUACUGCUCGGAUUGUCGUCCCCAGUCUUCGAAGCGAUGCUCUAUGGUCCCAUGGCUGUAGGAGACGUUCUCCACCUGCCUGAAGACGACCCAGUUGCUUUCCAGUGGAUGCUGAAUUACCUCUACUUUGACAGAAGAGACCUGUCCAGCACUCUAGCUCCGCAAGUGUACCAGCUCGCCCACAAGUACUUUUUGUGCGACCUCCACAAGCUCUGCACCAAGAUCCUCUUGGAGAACAUAAACCCCGUGAACUUCCCAAAGAUUUACGAUCUCGCCAUUUUAACAGAGAAUGAGGCGCUAUUGUCCCAGUGUCAGUUGGUUCUCAGGCAGACUGACGCAGUACUGUCUUCUCCUACCUUUGGCUUCCUCAGUCGUAUAGCACUCGGGUCACUUCUUCAGGAGGCGUCAUUUGAACCAACUUCAGAUGUACUGCUGUACAAAGCCAUCGUUACCUGGGGCAGACACAAAGUGGCGGUGGGUGCGAGUCGCAAAGUGGAGACACAAAGGCCCCUAAAAAAAGUCUUCAUAAAGGCUUGCAAUGAAACUGAAUUUUCAAGAAAAGAAGUGGUCUUCGCCAUUGAAACAGAUGUAUCCGAAGAACAGGAGGCAACUCACCUCGAAACAAAAAUACCAGAGAAACUGGGGACAGAAAUUUUAGAGACACAGACUGAGUGCAAUAUUCUCCGUCAUGAGAUAGAAGAGUUUUUACCAAUGGUGCGCUUCCUCACCAUGACGACGGAUGAGUUCACACAGAUUGUUCUCCCCUCCGGUGUCUUUAAUAAUGACGAAAGCAUUGCUAUUCUCCUAAAGAUCAAGGGUGUCCCAGGAUCAUGCCUACCGGCUGUAGCACCAUGUGAAAGCCUUCACAGGCACCUAAAUAAGCAGGAGACAUUGGAAGUACUCCUGGUAGAAGUGCAGGAAGGUCCAAAGGCAAAACCGCCUCCUGGAACGAGGAGAACUAACAGGACCUUGGUAUUCCGGAACAGAAUGGAUGAGAGAAGAUUUAGAUUAGGGGAAGUAAUGUGGAAGUAUUGAAGUAAUUUAACUUUUGAAUGGUUUAAUGUUAAUAUUUUAUGAGAACUUUGGUUCUAUUAGGGUUGUCUUCACAUUUGAAUGUGUACAAAAAUAGUUCACCAUUUUAGUUUUAGGGAGUAAUUUUUAAAUAAAAAUGGCCUUUUAGAGUUAUAAAUGUUGGAAUGUUUUCAGACAAAAAAAGGGAAGGCGACGGGACGUCGGUCAUACAUGUAUUUGACAGUUAGUGGUUUUUCUUCUAAUUUAAAGUCACAUAUUUGAACGUUUUAUUCUGAAGUAUAUUUUUCCUAUGGAAAAAAAUGCUAUUUUAUAUGCAAAUGCUAAUAAAAUAUAUUAAAUUUAA